CCAAGAGACCCAGACGCCAACCUGGAGGUGAGCCCUGAAGAAAGUUGGAACCAUGCUGACCUUGUGCACAAUGAAGAAGCAGACUCAGCCUCUGGAAACCCUACUAUCAAUGCAGAUGAGGAAAACGGGUGUCCCCAAAUCUGCCGUGUAUGUGGAGACAAGGCUACUGGUUAUCACUUUAAUGUCAUGACAUGUGAAGGAUGCAAGGGCUUUUUCAGGAGGGCCGUGAAACGCAACAAACGGCUGUGGUGCUCCUUCCAGAAGGGCACCUGCAAGAUCACACAGAAGACACGGCGACAAUGCCAGGCCUGCCGCCUGCGCAAGUGCCUGGAGAGCGGCAUGAAGAAGGAGAUGAUCAUGUCCGAUGAGGCUGUGGAGGAAAGGCGGGCCCUGAUCAAGAGAAAGAAGAGAGAACAAGCCAGGACUCAGUCAUUGGGAGCGAAGAGUCUGACUGAAGAGCAGUGGACAAUGAUCAGGGAGCUUAUGGACGCGCAGAUGAAAACCUUUGACGCUACCUUCUCCAAUUUCAAGAAUUUCCGGCUGCCGGAGGUGUUUAGCAGUGGCCAUGAGGUUCCAGAGUCUCUGCAGGCACUAUCGGGGUCAGAAGAUGACAAGUGGAGACAGAUCAGGGAAGACAUGCGUCCACUGAUGGUCUCUGUGCAGCUGCGGGGGGAGGACGGCAGCAUCUGGAACUACAAACCCCCCACCAACAGCGACGGGAAAGAGAUCUUCUCCCUGCUGCCACACAUUGCUGACGUGUCAACCUACAUGUUCAAAGGCAUCAUCAACUUUGCCAAAGUCAUCUCCUGCUUCAGGGACUUGCCCAUUGAGGAUCAGAUCUCCCUGCUGAAGGGGGCCACCUUUGAGCUGUGCCAGCUAAGAUCCAACACAGUGUUCAACGCAGAGACUGGGACCUGGGAGUGUGGUCGGCUGUCCUACUGCUUGGAAGACCCUGCAGGUGGCCUCCAGCAGCUUCUCCUGGAGCCUGUGCUGAAGUUCCACUACAUGCUGAAGAAGCUGCAGCUGCACAAAGAGGAGUACGUGCUGAUGCAGGCCAUCUCCCUCUUCUCUCCAGCUGUCCCAGGGCUGGUGGGAUGGGCGGGAGUGUAGGCUGCACACCAACAUUUCGUCUGGGUGGUCUGCAGGUUCCUGUUCCUGAAGAUCAUGGCCGUGCUCACUGAGCUGCGGAGCGUCAGUGCUAAGCAAACCCAGAGGCUGCUGCGCAUCCAGGACAUCCACCCCUUCGCCACUCCCCUCAUGCGGGAGCUCUUCAGCAUCACAGAUGGCUGA
This is a messenger RNA of Trichechus manatus latirostris (Florida manatee), 1290 nucleotides long. It is a transcript of the gene NR1I2, whose product is annotated as nuclear receptor subfamily 1 group I member 2. Lineage: Eukaryota; Metazoa; Chordata; Mammalia; Sirenia; Trichechidae. The transcript is spliced from 7 exons. Gene Ontology annotation, biological process: positive regulation of transcription by RNA polymerase II; cell differentiation; negative regulation of transcription by RNA polymerase II. The record is from RefSeq and is a predicted model, not a curated record. Gene Ontology annotation, molecular function: zinc ion binding; nuclear receptor activity; RNA polymerase II cis-regulatory region sequence-specific DNA binding.